UGAGAGUGUGCAGUUCUUCUGGAUUCAACACGACUCAAGCACAAUCAUCACUCCAAGCCAGGAACUUAUAAGCCAUCUUCUCACAGAAAGGACACCACAGCUUGAGCGAUGUGUGGAAUCUUUGCCUACCUGAAUUACCAAGUGCCUCGCACCAGAAAGGAGAUAUUUGAGACGCUGGUGAAGGGACUGCAGAGACUGGAGUACAGAGGGUACGAUUCAGCAGGUAUUGCUGUGGAUGGCCCUGACAAGACCAGCACGGACAUCACCAGCAACACCAUCUGCUUGAUCAAGAAGACGGGGAAGGUCAAGGCUCUGGAUGAGGAAUUAUACAAAAAAGACACACUGGACUUGGACGCAGAGCUGUUCACACAUUUUGGCAUCGCUCACACUCGUUGGGCCACGCACGGAGAACCCAGCGCUGUCAACAGCCACCCUCAUCGCUCCGACAAGGAAAAUGAGUUUGUUGUCAUCCACAAUGGCAUCAUCACCAACUACAAAGAGCUGAAGGCUUACCUGAUCAACAAAGGCUACGAGUUUGAGUCAGAGACGGACACAGAAGUGAUCCCCAAGCUGAUCAAGUAUGUGUAUGACAACCGCGAGAGCGACAACCUCUCCUUUUCCAAGCUGGUGGAGAGAGUCAUUCAGCAGCUGGAGGGGGCCUUUGCUCUGGUGUUUAAAAGCCGUCAUUUCCCUUCAGAGGCUGUGUGCACCAGGAGAGGAAGUCCUCUGCUCAUCGGGGUGCGAAGCGAGCAUGAGCUGCUGACUGAAAACAUCUCUAUCCAGUACAACAGUGGUCACUCGAAGGAGGGAGUCAUCGAGAAGAACAGCCAUAACCGACCUGACUGCUCAGACUCCAUCAACUCUGUGGGGGAUGGAAGGGCUGUGGAGUAUUACUUCGCCUCUGACGCCAGUGCCAUCAUUGAGCACACCAACAAGGUGCUGUACCUGGAGGAUAAUGACAUUGCAGCGGUUACAGGAGGGAAGCUGUCCAUCCACAGGAUGAGCCGGAAGGCCGGUGAGGAUCCUGUGAGGGCAAUCCAGACCCUGCAGAUGGAGAUGCAGCAGAUCAUGAAAGGAAACUUUGAUGCCUUCAUGCAGAAGGAGAUCUUCGAGCAGCCAGAGUCGGUCGUCAACACUAUGAGAGGCCGAAUUUGUUUUGAUUCCAACAAAGUGGUUCUCGGCGGGUUGAAGGAUCACCUGAAAGAAAUCAAACGCUGCAGGCGGCUUAUCAUGAUUGGCUGUGGCACGAGCUUUUAUGCUACAGUGGCUACAAGACAGAUCCUGGAGGAGCUGACAGAGUUGCCGGUGAUGGUGGAGCUGGCGAGUGACUUCCUGGACCGGAACACCCCUGUUUACAGAGACGACGUUUGCUUUUUCAUCAGCCAGUCAGGUGAGACAGCAGAUACCUUGAUGGCACUGCACUACUGCAAGAACCGGGGGGCUCUGACAGUUGGUAUAACCAACACAGUGGGCAGCUCCAUUUGCAGGGAAACAGACUGUGGAGUCCACAUUAAUGCAGGACCUGAGAUUGGAGUGGCAAGCACCAAGGCCUACACCAGUCAGAUUGUGUCUCUCAUCAUGUUUUGCCUGAUGAUGAGUGAGGACAGGCUCUCCCUACAGAACAGAAGAACUGAGAUCCUCAAUGGCCUCCGGGUGCUUCCUGAAAUGAUUAAGAAGGUGUUGACUCUGGAUGAGAAGAUCAAGACCAUUGCCAAUGAACUGUAUCAGCAAAGGUCCCUUCUGGUAAUGGGCCGAGGUUUCAACUAUGCCACCUGCCUGGAGGGGGCACUGAAAAUAAAGGAGAUCACAUACAUGCACUCAGAGGGCAUCCUGGCUGGGGAGCUGAAACAUGGUCCUCUGGCUCUCAUAGACAAAGACAUGCCAGUCAUCAUGGUCAUCAUGAAGGACUCCUGCUAUGUGAAGUGCCAGAAUGCUCUGCAGCAAGUCACUGCUAGAUCGGGUCGGCCCAUCAUCCUCUGUUGCCAGGACGACCAUGAGGUGAUUAAGAAUGCCUACAAAACAAUUGAACUGCCACAAACUGUGGACUGUCUGCAGGGAAUCCUCAGUAUCAUCCCUCUGCAGCUGCUGUCCUUCCACUUGGCCGUCUUGCGAGGAUAUGAUGUUGACUGUCCCAGGAACUUGGCCAAGUCAGUGACGGUGGAAUAAAAACAGUUCAUAGAACCCCAAAAAAGAGAGAGGAGGCUCAUAGGUUUACAGUGCAAUUUUACAUUUGAGAUUUUAAUGUGUGAGUCUGAGUGCGUGUGUGUGUGUGUUUUGCGUGUGUGUACAUACAUACGCUUGUGAGUGUGGGAUGAGGUGAAGCAGGGCCUGUGUUUGUGUGUGUGUGUGUGUGAAUGAAUGAGUGAAUGGUGGUAAAGAGGGUGGUAUAUGGUACAGUAGUAAAAAAAAAAAAAAGAAUAAGAAGAGAGAAAUGUGAAGUCUGACCAAUAUACUGCUGAGGACGUGCCAGUGCCACUCAGGCCUUGCGGAACAGUCUAUGAAAACAAUCACAAACAUCCAAAGAAACAUGCUAUGCCUUUUUUUUUUCCGAAUCUCGAGUUGAGCCAAAAAAAAAUAAAUGCAAAAGGUGUAUUGCAGUGUUUACAGAUGUGCAAUAUUGGGACCAAAUGUGCAUUAUGAAUGUACACAAUCAUGAAUGAGGUGAUUCAUUCUCUUCCUGUUUUAUGAAUAUCGUAUGUCUGUAUGGAGCAUCUUAAACAUUUGUUGCACAAGGGGAAAUGUAGUACUUUCUGUUUUAGAUCUAUAGUUAUCGUAAUCAUAUAUAUAUAUAUAUAUAUAUAUAUAUAUAUAUAUAUAUAUAUAUAUAUAUAUAUAUAUGUAUAUAUAUAAAUUUUAUAUGGUUGUUGGAUAUUUUUGCAGUCACUGUGCCGGGUGGGUUUCUAACCCACUAAUUUCAGUCGUCUUUUUUCUACUCCAACUUUUAUGCAUUCAUUCUUUAAAAAAAAAAAAUGUUUCUGCUUCAUUUAUUACAUUCCAUUUUAAUUUAAAACACAUUGAAUGUCUAUGCUGUUCAACAGAAUUGCAGUUUCCAAAGUCAGUUCAUGGUUGAACUGGAACCUUUUACCGUGAUUUUUACUACUUUUGUAUUGACAUUUCUAUGGGUUAAUCAUAAUGUUAAUCUGUAUUUAUCUGAUUUUAUUUUAUAGGGCCUAAAGAGAGGGUUUGAUUUAUAUCUAUAACUAUGAUUGUAUUUUAUACUGUAUGUUUUAUAGACGGACACUAUCAAUCAAUAAAAAAAAAAGACUAAGCAG
Messenger RNA from Solea solea (common sole), 3272 nucleotides. RefSeq names its product glutamine-fructose-6-phosphate transaminase 2 (gene gfpt2). The transcript is spliced from 19 exons. The record is from RefSeq and is a predicted model, not a curated record. Gene Ontology annotation, molecular function: carbohydrate derivative binding; L-glutamine:D-fructose-6-phosphate transaminase (isomerizing) activity. Lineage: Eukaryota; Metazoa; Chordata; Actinopteri; Pleuronectiformes; Soleidae. Bases 109 to 2166 code for a protein of 685 amino acids. Gene Ontology annotation, biological process: carbohydrate derivative biosynthetic process; protein N-linked glycosylation; fructose 6-phosphate metabolic process.